Hyaloscypha bicolor E is the source of this 339-nucleotide messenger RNA. RefSeq lists its product as uncharacterized. NCBI's taxonomy places the organism in Eukaryota, Fungi, Ascomycota, Leotiomycetes, Helotiales, Hyaloscyphaceae. The record is from RefSeq and is a predicted model, not a curated record. The transcript has 3 exons. Bases 1 to 339 code for a protein of 112 amino acids.
AUGGAUAUUAAAUGUUUGAAAAAAAAAAAGUUCUUAGCCGAAUUCCCCGACUAUCCCUAUUUACGGUUUAUUAUAACCUAUAAACAGUAUUACGGAUUUUCCGUUCGAUCUUUUACGACUAUUCCUUACUUAGCUUUGACGACAGACGGAGCGACUGCUCCGGUCAAGCUCAGGAUUGGCGAAGCUCUCGAGUUCAAUGACCAGAGAACCCUGGUAGCCUUUUUCGAAGACGGUCCUGGUGGAGAUGCUAUAACUCUAUACAACGUUCGGUUGCUCGGCGUAUCCAAUCUUGACGACCAUACAGCCACAGGCUGGAAAGGGCGGACUGCAAAUGUUUGA